CUAAAUACUCUGUCUUUGGCAGGAGAGAGACCAGACUCUCACUCUGACAGCAGGAAGAAUCCUUCAGGGGAACCAGACCCAGAGACGCCCAAACCAGCGAGACAACAUCACUGCUCCCAGGGCAGAAAGAGUUUGACCAAGUUAGGGAACCUAAAAGAGCAUGAGAGAACACACACAAGAGAUAAGCAUUUUCAAUGUUCACAGUGUGGAAAGAGUUUUACCUGGAUAGGAAGCCUGAAAAGGCAUGAAGGAAUACACAUAGCAGGGAGUAAGACCUACCACUGCUCUCAUUGUGGAAAGAGUUUUACUCAGUUAGGGAGCCUGACAAUACAUAAGAGAAUACAUACAGGAGAGAAGCCUUUCCAAUGUUCUCACUGUGGAAAGAGUUUUACCCGAAUAGGGAGCCUGAAAAGGCAUGAAGGAAUACAUACAUCAGGGAGGAAGACCUACCACUGCUCUCAGUGUGGAAAGAGUUUUACUGAGUUAUGGAGCCUGAAAAAACAUGAGAGAAUACAUACAGGAGAGAAGCCUUUCAAAUGUUCCCAGUGUGGAAAGAGUUUUACCCAGAUAGGGAGCCUAAAAGUGCACGAGAGGACACACACAGGAGAACAACCUUUCCACUGUUCCCACUGUGAAAAGAGUUAUACCAGUUUAGGGAACCUGAAAAGGCAUGAAGGAAUACACACAGGAGAAAAGGCCUACCACUGCUACCAGUGUGGAAAGAGAUUUUUACGAUCACAGGACCUAAAAUCACACGAGAGGACACACCGAGGAGAAAAGCCUUACCACUGCUGUCAAUGUGGAAGGACUUUUACCAGUUUAGGGAACCUGAAAAGGCAUGAAGGAAUACACACAGGAGAAAAGCCCUACCUAUGCUCCCAGUGUGGAAAGAGAUUUUUACAAUCACAGGACUUAAAAUUGCAUGCAAGGACACACACAGGAGAAAAGCCCUACCACUGCUCCCACUGUGGAAAGAGGUUUACUCAGUUAGGGAGCCUGAAAAUACAUAAGAGAAUACACUCUGGCGAGAAGCCUUACCACUGCUCUCAUUGCGAAAAUACAUUUUCCCGGUCAGAGGACCUGAAAUCACAUGAGAGAAUAGAGAGGCUGUGUUCUGACUUAUGUUUUUGACUGAGAAUUUGUGUUUUUGUUUAGGCCACAAUAAAUCAUAUUGUUUAUAUAAAAUCAUACAAAAAAAUAGGCCUGUUUUUGUUUUUUUCAUCUCUAGACAUGAUCAUGUCUAUAAUUAGAUAAAAUAUUUUUAUAUGUGUAUUUUGUUUUAACUCUUUGUGUUGUCAUUAUAUUAUUUGGAUAUUGCAAAAAUGUAAAUGGUUGUAUACAGUAGAUGGAGUUUUGCAUUUAUUGAUUCUAACUUUGAAAAGGAAUUUGAUUAUGAUUUGGAUAUUGUUUCAUUGAGUUAAUUUGUGUACUAGUCGUCAAGCUAAAGGUGUAUGAAAAUGUGAGGUUGUGCAGUGCUAGCUGUGCCACUAGAGAUUCUGGGUUCGAGUCCAGGCUCUGUCGCAGCCGGCCGCGACAGGGAGACCCAUGGGGAGGUGCACAUUUGG
This is a messenger RNA of Salvelinus namaycush (lake trout), 1565 nucleotides long. RefSeq names its product gastrula zinc finger protein XlCGF17.1-like. Lineage: Eukaryota; Metazoa; Chordata; Actinopteri; Salmoniformes; Salmonidae. The annotation marks the transcript as partial. The transcript has a single exon. Gene Ontology annotation, biological process: regulation of transcription by RNA polymerase II; central nervous system development. The record is from RefSeq and is a predicted model, not a curated record. Gene Ontology annotation, cellular component: nucleus. Gene Ontology annotation, molecular function: RNA polymerase II cis-regulatory region sequence-specific DNA binding; DNA-binding transcription factor activity, RNA polymerase II-specific.